This is a messenger RNA of Mus pahari (shrew mouse), 3413 nucleotides long. It is a transcript of the gene Cfh, whose product is annotated as complement factor H. The transcript is spliced from 20 exons. Lineage: Eukaryota; Metazoa; Chordata; Mammalia; Rodentia; Muridae. Bases 138 to 3413 code for a protein of 1091 amino acids. The record is from RefSeq and is a predicted model, not a curated record.
GUGGUCUACUAUUUUAGUUUACUUUGCAGAAGCUGUUCAUGGGUGGAGCAAUCCUGAUUUCCUAAACUGACUUUCAACUUCCCUUUGGAGCAAGUCUUUCCCUGCUGUGACCACUGUUCAUAGCAGAGAGAAACUGGAUGGUACAGCACACACUUCUCUUCAAGUCAAUUGGUCCCGGAAAGAUCCAAAAUAUGAGACUGUCAGCAAGAAUUAUUUGGCUUAUAUUAUGGACUGUUUGUGUAGCAGAAGAUUGUAAAGGUCCUCCUCCAAGAGAAAAUUCAGAAAUUCUGUCAGGCUCGUGGUCAGAACAACUAUAUCCAGAAGGCACCCAGGCUACCUACAAAUGCCGCCCUGGAUACCGGACACUUGGUACUAUUGUGAAAAUAUGCAGGAGUGGAAAAUGGGUGGCUUUUAACCCAUCCAGGAUAUGUCGGAAAAGGCCAUGUGGGCAUCCCGGAGAUACACCCUUUGGAUCCUUUAGGCUGGAAGUUGGAUCUCAAUUUGAGUUUGGUGCAAAGGUUGUUUAUACCUGUGAUGAUGGCUAUCAACUGUUGGGUGAAAUUGAUUACCGUGAAUGUGGUGCAGAUGGGUGGAUAAAUGAUAUUCCAAUAUGUGAAGUUGUGAAGUGCUUACCUGUGACAGAAGUCGAAAAUGGAAGAAUUGUGAGUGGUGCAGCAGAAACAGACCAGGAAUACCAUUUUGGACAGGUGGUGCGGUUUGAAUGCAACUCAGGCUUCAAGAUUGAAGGACAGAAGGAAAUGCAUUGCUCAGAAAAUGGUCUUUGGAGCAAUGAAAAGCCACGAUGUGUGGAAAUUCUCUGCACACCACCACAAGUUGAAAAUGGAGAUGGUAUAAAUGCGAAACCAAUUUACAAGGAGAAUGAAAGAUACCACUAUAAGUGUAAGCAUGGUUAUGUGCCCAAAGAAAGAGGAGAUGCAAUCUGCACAGGUUCUGGAUGGAGUCCUCAGCCUUCCUGUGAAGAAAAGACAUGCUCGCCUCCUAUUAUUCCAAAUGGUUUCUACACACCUCACAGGAUUACACACAGAACUGAUGAUGAAAUCAGAUAUGGAUGUAAUUAUGACUUCUAUCCUGUAACCGGAUCAACUGUUUCAAAGUGUACAAUNGAUGGCUGGAUGCCUGUUCCAAGAUGUACCUGUAAGCUUCGGAAAUGUGUUUUCCAUUAUGUGCAGAAUGGAAAAUCUUCAUACUGGGAAGAAAUAUAUAUGCAGGGUCAGUCUGUAAAAGUCCAGUGUCACAGUGGCUAUAGUCUUCCAAAUGNUCAGGACACAAUUACAUGUACAGAGAAUGGCUGGUCGACUCCUCCAAAAUGCAUCCUUAUCAAGACAUGUUCAGUAUCAGAUAUAGACAUUGAGAAUGGUUUUUUUUCUGAAUCUGAUGGUACAUAUGAUCUAAAUAGAGUAACAUCAUAUAGAUGUAAACAAGGAUAUGUGACAAAUACUGGAGAAACAUCAGGAUCAAUUACUUGCCUUCAAAAUGGAUGGUCACUUCAACCCUCAUGCAUUAAGUCUUGUGAUAUGCCUGUAUUUGAGAAUUCUGUAACUAAGAAUAAUAACACAUGGUUUAAGAUCAAUGACAAAUUAGACUAUGAAUGUUUUAUUGGAUAUGAAAAUGAAUAUAAACAGACCAAAGGCUCUAUAACAUGUACUUAUAAUGGAUGGUCUGAUACGCCCUCAUGUUAUGAAAGAGAAUGCAGUGUUCCCACUCUAGACACAAAACUAAUCGUUUCUCCAAAAAAAGACAAAUACAGAGUUGGAGAUCUGUUGGAAUUCUCUUGCAGUUCAGGACACCGAGUGGGACCAGAUUCAGUGCAAUGCUACCACUUUGGAUGGUCUCCUAGUUUCCCUACAUGUAAAGCAGGUCAAGUAGCAUCAUGUGCACCACCUCUUGAAAUUCUUAAUGGGGAAAUUAAUGGAACAAAAAGUGUUGAAUACAGACACGGUGAGGUGGUGGGAUAUGAUUGCAAACCUAGAUUCCUACUGAAGGGACCCAAUAAAAUCCAGUGUGUUGAUGGGAAGUGGACAACCUAUCCUGUGUGUGUUGAGGAAGAGAGAACAUGUGGAGACAUUCCUAAACUUGAGCAUGGUUCUGUCAAGGUUUCUGACCCUCCCUACUACCAUGGAGAUUCAGUGGAGUUCACUUGUGUAAAGACUUUCACAAUGAUUGGACAUGGGUCAAUUUUUUGCAUUAGUGGAAAGUGGACCCAGCUCCCUAAAUGUGUUGCAACAGAUCAACUGGAGAAGUGUAGAGCACCUAUUAAGUCAACUGACAUAGAAGCAAUUAAACCAGCUAAGAAUGAAUUUAAUCAUAACUCUAUCGUGGGUUACAAAUGUAGAGACAAGCAGGAGUAUGAACAUUCAAUCUGUAUCAAUGGAAAAUGGAAUCCUGAACCAAACUGUACAAGGAAAACAUCCUGCCCUCCUCCACCNCAGAUUCCAAAUACCCAAGUGAUUGAAACCACUGUGAACUACUUGGAUGGAGAAAAAUUAUCUGUUCUUUGCAAAGACAAUUACCUAACUCAGGACUCAGAGGAAAUGGUGUGCGAAGAUGGAAGGUGGCAGUCAUUACCUCGCUGCAUUGAAAAAAUUCCAUGUUCCCAGCCCCCUACAAUAGAACAUGGAUCUAUUAAAUUACCCAGAUCUUCUGAAGAAAGGAGAGAUUCCAUUGAGUCCAGCAGUCAUGAACAUGGANCUACAUUCAGCUAUGUCUGUGAUGAUGGUUACAGGAUACCUGAAGAAAAUGGGGUAACCUGCUACAUGGGAAAAUGGAGCACUCCACCUCGCUGUGUUGGACUUCCUUGUGGACCUCCACCUUCAAUUCCUCUUGGAAUUGUUUCUCAUGAGCUAGAGAGUUACCAACAUGGAGAAAANGNUACAUACCAGUGUUNUAAAGGCUUUGGAAUUGAUGGACCAGNAUUUAUUAAAUGNGAAGGAGGAAAGUGGUCUGAACCACCAGAAUGCAAAAAAACGGAUUGUGACAUUUUACCCACAGUUGAAAAUGCCAUAAUGACAGGAAAGAAAAAAAAAUCAUAUAGCACAGGAGAACAAGUGACAUUCAGAUGUCAACCUCAUUAUCAAAUGAAUGGCUCAGACACUGUAACAUGUAUUAACAGCCGGUGGAUUGGACAGCCAGUAUGCAAAGAUAAUUCCUGUGGGAAUCCACCACAUGUGCCAAAUGCUACUAUAGUAACCAAGACCAAGGCUAAAUAUCUACCUGGUGACAGAGUACGUUAUGAAUGUAAUAAACAUUUAGAACUAUUUGGGCAAGUGGAAGUGAUGUGUGAAAAUGGGAUUUGGACAGAAGAGCCGAAGUGCCAAGUUUCUGCCCCCUCCAAUUCUCUCAGCUUCCUCAAACUUCACCUCUCCCCAGAUACCCUCCCCUCUCCUUCCCAUUAG